UCUCAUGAAUGUAUAAUAAUCACGCGGAGCCGGAAAUUCGUGGAGGAGGAGCAAUUUUUGUUUUGAAAAUGUUUCAGUCCUGAUAUAAAUUGAAUAAUACGUAGGAACAAAUUCAUAAACCAUGAUAAAAGCUAUUCUUGUUUUCAACAACCACGGGAAGCCUCGUCUUUCGAGAUUCUACCAAUAUUAUCCAGAGGAUAUGCAGCAGCAGAUUGUGAGAGAGACAUUCCAUUUGGUUUCCAAGAGGGAUGAUAAUGUUUGCAACUUUCUUGAAGGCGGAACUCUGAUAGGGGGAUCUGACUUCAAGAUAAUCUAUCGUCACUAUGCCACCUUGUAUUUUGUGUUUUGUGUUGACUCAUCUGAAAGUGAGCUUGGUAUUCUUGAUCUUAUUCAGGUUUUUGUUGAGACUCUGGACAAAUGUUUUGAGAAUGUGUGUGAACUAGAUCUCAUCUUUCAUGUAGACAAGGUACAUCAUAUACUGGCAGAGCUUGUGAUGGGAGGUAUGGUGCUAGAGACCAAUAUGACAGAGAUCAUUACGAGAAUUGAAGAACAAAAUAAACUUGAGAAAUCUGAGCAAUCACUAGAUGCUGUUUUAUUGCGUUCUUUGAGUGACAAAUUUACCAAGAUCUAGAUCUAGCUGGUAUAACAGCAGCACCUGCGAGAGCUGUGUCAGCUGUCAAGGACAUGAACAUUCCACAGAAAAUUAAGGACAUGAAACUACCAGACUUGCCAUCGAUAGGAAACCUAAAAUUCUAGUCACCACCUACAUGUACAUUGUGUAAAUCAUAAUGACUUUUAAACAAACAAUGAAAUAAUUGAAGUUGUGUAUAUAAAGGAACUUUUGAACUAGGAAUAAGCUUCCUCAUAUAAUGAUAUAUAUAUAUAUAUAUACAGGGUUCCGUAAAUUUGGGCAGAUUCUUUUCAAUUCCAGUACUGUUAGUCUGCCCACUUUUACGUUUAUAUCUGCCCACUUCUACGGUAUUUUACGGAAUGAAUCUAUAGAUCAAAUGUACAUCUGCCCACUUCUAUGGUAUAGUAAAAAUAUAUAUAUGUUAUACAGUUAAACCUGUAUGAAGCAGCCAGUCAAGGUAGCAACACAAUCUGGCUUAUUAAGGCAGGCAGCUGCUUUAGAUAAAUUGAUAUUAGAACAAAAACUUAAUUGAGGAUGUAAGUUGGCUGAUUGCUUAAGGCAAGUGGCUGCUUAAUACAGGUGAUUAUAUGUGGAUGUUACAUGUUACCAUAUGCCAGCCUUUCAUAAUUAAGAACUUACCAUUACAUGUAUUUUUAUCAAGAUUAAUCUGUGCUAAUUUAUUCUUUAUUUGACUUAUUUGUAGAAGGAUCAUCUGUUACUUAAAACAUUUUUAUCAAGUCUUGUAGAAUUCAUAGCAAAAAUUCCCAUUGAAAAAAAAUUUUUUUUUGAUUGGGGUGGUUUUGUUUAUGUGAUUGUGAAUCCAUUUAUUUUUUUGUUUUAAAAAAAGAUACAGGUCUAAAAUAGAAUUUUUUGAAAUAGUAAGAAUGUAACUUUAUCAUGUGUUUCCUAAAACAUUUGAUUACAACACUUGGAUCAAGAUAUGACUUAAAACCAGUCUUGUAAUGCAGCACUGCCAUUGGUCAGUUUUAAGUGUAUGCUCAGAAUCAGCCAAUCAGAUACUUGAAUUUUGAGACUGGUCUCCAAUCUCAAACUAGAUCCCAGUGUUGACAAAUGAAAUGAAGGAAUGUAUUCAAACUUCUGACUGUAAAUAGUUUGUACCUCAGAUGAGGAAAAUGUUUUCAUUUAUGAUUUUGAGUUUGUUUUGAAGUAAAGAAUCACCUCAGUGGGUGAGUUAUGACCCUUUAAUUAGUUGAAAAUGAGAGAAUUUUCAAUUAGUCUGCCCAUUAAGUAGAGUAUUUUAAAAGUCAAAAGUAAUUUGCUUUUCUGGGCAUACCAGUUGAUUACCGGUAUAACAGUUUGGCUCUCUUGUUUUUUGUUUAUUUUGCAUGAUGUUUUGUUGUAAGUCAUAUUAAGUUUUUUGUUUCAAGAUUUUAAACAUUCAUAUUCAUCACAGGUUCUUCACAGUCACUAGAUUAACUUCUGAUUAAAUUUGUUUUAUUUAUUUGUAUGCAUAUGUAGUUUUAAUCAGCCAAUCAGUUAUCCUAUUUUUGACUUGCCACAUUCAAAUUUAAGUAUCAUAUAGCAAAAUACACUCAAGAAAUUUAGAAAUACUACAUUGAACCAUUGAAAGAAUUUUUACCAGUAAGAUUUUCUAUAAUGUGUAUAUUAAUUUAUCAUGUUUGCUUAAUUGCGAUGUGCUCGGUGUAGUUUCAGUUACGUCCACGUACCAAUUUACAGAAAGCGUGACUGGUCUAGCUGCAUGAUAGCGCUUCAACAAAAGAUUUUGAAAUACAUAUACUUUUGAUAAGUUGACAAUCAUUUUCAUUAACAUAAGCUGAAGUUUAGGAAAUUGGAGCAAUUAAGAAGAAAUCUUGGCUCAUGAGUUUGUAAUGUACUUCUGCUUUAUGUAUCAUUACAUUUUUGUAAAUGUACACUAUGGAUUUGGAAAGAAAUGAAUUGCAACUUAAGCUGCACAGGUGAGAAUGGUCAAGCUUAGACUGUCACAGAUUUAAUGACUGUCAUAUUUGAUCAGAUUUUAUGAAUAAUAAUAAUAGUAUGUAAAAACAUUGUGUAUACAAGCUGAAGGAAUAAAAAUAUUGCCUUAAAUGAAUAUUGUGCUUCUAAUUUUCUUGAGUGUACUUGGCAAGCUGCUAACAAUGACUGAAGACCUCACAAAAUGAGUAUUCCAGGUAAUUCGGCAUGGAUAUUGAAACAGAUGCAGUCACGCUUUUCACCGACAAUUUGCUUUAGUUUGGAAGAUCAGUCACAAAACACAGCUGAUUGGCUUUACCCUGUUCAGUAAACGAAAUGAAAAUAUUCACAAGACAUGCCAGAGGUUCAGAAGCAAGUAACUAUGGUAGACCAUUGUAUUAAAUAUGAAUGUUUAAAUGCAGAUGAUGAGUGUGUAAUGUCUAUUAUGUUAUAAUCUUAUGUCUGUUUAAAGCUUUAAUAUAUUUACAUGAGAGAAUGUCAUGAAAUAAUUAUGUGUGCAAUACUGUUUGAUAUUUGAAACAAUACACACAACUUUAUAAUACAGCAAUACUUGAAAAUCUGGGAAAUAUGCCAUUCAGCAGUGUAGGGUAUAAUGUGGUGGCAUAUAUCUGCCAUCAACACAUUCAUUUAUUUGUGUCGAUAGUUUUCUCUAAAAUGUCACAUAUCCAGUUGUCUGAAAAGUCUAAUGUUUUCCAGAUAAUUAUCUUAGCAGCUAGUGCUCACUAUUGCCACAACAUAUAGAUAUUGUAAAAGGUUUCUUAAUAGCCAGUUAACUAAAAAUAGAUUAUUUUGAAGCAGUAAAGACAAACUCCCAUUUAUUAAAACAAUUCCAUAAGGUAGAGCAGGAACAAACAAUGUCUAUUUUUAGGUAAGUGUUUACUAAACAAAAUUAAAGAAUAACUUUAGACAAAAAUCAAGAUGUAUAGUUAACAUAAGCGAGUAUGUAGUUGUCAGACCGUUUUGUCCUGUUAAAGACACGAGUGGAUAACACAAAACUUUUCUGCUUGCUAGAUUGUAACUGAAUAAAUGACACUUUAAAGAAAAAAUAAGUCAGCAUGUGGUUGGCAGAAAUUUGCCAUUACAUAGGAUAACAAAAAGUGUUGUGUUUUCAAAUACCAGUAUGAUGAGCUAUGUAAGGGGCACUACUCUGGUGACCUUGUUAUAUUUCAAAGGGAGAUAAUUUGCUUUGCUCACGUUAUUAAUAAGUAAAUUUUAGAUUUUAUCAGUAUAUCUGUCAAAAUAAAGUUAAAACUGAACUGCCAAUAUUUUGUUUGUUAUUAAGUUAGCAUUCUUGAUAAUGUUUUAAGAUGUAACUGUAAUCAAGAAAUGAGUAAAUGCAGUAUUAUUGUC
Messenger RNA from Mercenaria mercenaria, 3934 nucleotides. RefSeq names its product AP-3 complex subunit sigma-1-like. Bases 122 to 631 code for a protein of 169 amino acids. Lineage: Eukaryota; Metazoa; Mollusca; Bivalvia; Venerida; Veneridae. Gene Ontology annotation, cellular component: AP-3 adaptor complex; membrane coat; intracellular membrane-bounded organelle. The transcript has 7 exons. Gene Ontology annotation, biological process: intracellular protein transport; Golgi to vacuole transport. The record is from RefSeq and is a predicted model, not a curated record.